AUGUACUCCUCUUCAGAUCGGACCAACUCGGUUGCAUAUUACAAUGGCCGAGUCUACACGGUCAACCCAACCCAACCAUGGGCCGAAGCCUUCAUUGUUUCGGCAACGGGAACGAUCGAGGCAAUCGGCCCUGAACAGGAUAUCCUCGCAAUUGCCGCAACGAGAAAUCUAAUCAGAUAUGAUCUCAGGAAACAAUUCGUGAUGCCGGGGAUUCAUGAUGCCCAUAUUCACUUGCUAAUUGCCAGCAUGCAGGCACUGAACGAGUCAUCGGUUGGAUUUGAUUCUAAUGCUUGCAAUAUUGGCGACCGACUCGAACAGGGCGUCUGUGCCUGUGCCUAUCAUAAUGUCGCGGGAGACUGGGUUGUGGGCAAUUUUUACCAGGCCAGCUUUUUCCCCGAAGGAAUCCCGGAUCGCAAAUAUCUCGAUACCAAGUAUCCCACAACACCCGUGCUGAUACGUGAAAUAUCAUGCCACCGGAUAUUGCUCGACACAGCCGGCUUGGAAAGGGCCGUCGCGGAGAACGCCAUGAGCCAGGUCUUCUCCAAAUUGCCGAUUCCACCACUGUCGCACGCAAAGAGAGCUUUGCAAUUCGGGAUGCGGAUGUGUCACCGUUAUGGGAUUACGUCCUGCCAGGAGGCCUCGGCUAAUUCGUUAUAUCUCCACGCUCUCAUGGAGCUAGAAGAGGAGAAUCGACUCGAUCUGGAUGUGUACACACACAUUGUCUGUGCCCCAGAAACCUUUGCCAUGGAGUCAAGUGAGAGUUUAGCCGCUCUAUUGGACCUGGCCGAUGGGUUUCGCAGUAAACAUGUGCACACCAACUUUGUCAAAUUCUGGCUGGAUGGAGCACCAUUGCCACCGGAGUUUACACAGUGCGAUCUGGACGUGAAUGGCCGCCCCGAAAAGAAGAAAAUGGUCGUUGAUUUGGACUUUCUCCACAGCGCAGUCCGGAAAUACGACGCACGUGGCAUGACCUGUAAACUCCAUGUUGCAGGCGAGGGCUCAACUCGGGGGGCGCUGGAAGUUUUAGAAAAGAUUCGAGCAGGUAACCCCAACGGCCCAUGGCACGAGUUAGCACAUUGCAGUGCUGUUCAUCCAGCCAUUUUCCAUGAACCGGUCGUCGACGAGAUUCCCCAUCUCCUAAAAUGGCCUUUCGACCAGAUCCUGGAAAGUGGUGCCCACAUGACAAUCGGGUCUGACUGGCUUCUGCCGGCCAAUCCGAGUCUCUUCGAUGCGCUCGCUGCGAUUGUUGAGAAACUGGAAUUUCUCCCUGGUGGGAAAAAGAGCGCAGCGAUAUUGAAAGGAAAGACUAAAAAGGAGCGAGGGGGUGAGAUCCUGUGUCGGGUCAUCACCCUCAGUGGCGCAGAGGCUGUAGGCGCACAAUACCGGGUUGGGAGCCUCGAAGUUGGAAAGACCGCGAAUUUCAUUGCCGUCGAUCGCGACCUCAGCAAGGGAGAAUUUGCCGGCGCCACGGUUCUAAAGACUUGGUUUGAAGGGCGGAUGGUGUACGAAUCUUAA
Penicillium riverlandense is the source of this 1515-nucleotide messenger RNA. Its product is annotated as amidohydrolase. The transcript is spliced from 3 exons. NCBI's taxonomy places the organism in Eukaryota, Fungi, Ascomycota, Eurotiomycetes, Eurotiales, Aspergillaceae. Gene Ontology annotation, molecular function: hydrolase activity, acting on carbon-nitrogen (but not peptide) bonds. The record is from RefSeq and is a predicted model, not a curated record. Bases 1 to 1515 code for a protein of 504 amino acids.